This is a messenger RNA of Pimephales promelas (fathead minnow), 6565 nucleotides long. NCBI's taxonomy places the organism in Eukaryota, Metazoa, Chordata, Actinopteri, Cypriniformes, Leuciscidae. The record is from RefSeq and is a predicted model, not a curated record.
AUUGCAAUAAGAGGGCAAGAGAGGUGGGGGCAGAAUGACGUUGAUUCGGGGCUAUUGAUCUCUCCUUACCCUCUAUAUGGGGUCAGUAGUUUGAUCAGAGCGCGCGCAGGAUCACACAGAAGAGCCACACACGCGCUUUUGCCAUGCAACACGGAGCGGUGCGCGUUUAGAGAUAUCCAACAGGACAUUCAUCAACAAUCCGAUCCCGUCUGUAUCUAAACUGAUGACGGGAAUAAAUCAGAUUAUCCAGCAGGACAGGAGAGCGACACAAUAUAUCUCUGAAGAAAAGUAACUGGUGUGGAUACGUUCAGGAUCAACAGAUCUGAUCAUGAAUCCGGUCCGAAUCUCCGUGAUGAUGAUGUUCUUCUUCGCUUCUGUUCAUAUCUCGUGCCCAUCGCAGUUCCCCAGUCCUCCCAUGAUAAAAGAAUGGGUCGAUAAACUGCAGCAGGAGCUGGUUGGUCUAGCAGACACAGCCAGCGCUGGGAAAAAUCUAAAACAGAUCUUCAUGGAUAAUCAGAAUUUAUUCACUGUGAAAACAAAUAAUGCAGCACAGCUUGUGGAAUCGGCAGCUCGCAAUAUAGAAAGUUUUUUGAAGAAGCGAGCUGCAGCUCUAGAGACUUUGGCAACUGCAGCUGAGAAAUUCCAAAUGGAGCAUCAAUGGAAAGAUGAAUUUGAAGACAAUGAUAUAGUUUACUUUAAUGCCAAGGAUAAUCUUGAUGCCAAUGAAACCGAAGGAAGGAAAAACCGGAUCAGACCUGAAUUUAAAGAAGACCCGUCAUUCAAAAACCGCUUCACCUCCUACAACUAUACGGGUGUGCAUAUCCCUACGGACAUAUAUGAUGGCUCCACCAUUGUUUUAAAUGAGCUGAACUGGACUGAAGCAUUGGAAGAUGUCUUUAAGAAAAACCGAGAAGAGGAUCCAACGCUCCUAUGGCAAGUGUUUGGCAGUGCUACAGGAUUAGCUCGCUUUUACCCAGCUUCCCCUUGGAUGGAUGCCAGGAAAACACCCAGUAAAAUCGACCUCUACGAUGUGCGCCGGCGACCUUGGUAUGUUCAAGGUGCAGCUUCGCCCAAGGACAUGCUGAUUCUUGUUGAUGCGAGCGGAAGUGUGUCUGGACUGACCCUUAAACUGAUCCGAACUUCUGUUAGUGAAAUGCUGGAGACACUUUCCGAUGAUGAUUAUGUCAAUGUUGUCCAUUUCAACACAAAAGUGAACAACACAGCAUGUUUCGACCACCUGGUUCAAGCUAACGUUCGCAAUAAGAAGAUCUUGAAAGAUGCAGUACAGAACAUUACAGCCAAGGGCAUUACCAACUAUACCAAAGGAUUUGAAUUUGCAUUCAAUCAGCUUUCAAAUCCAAACAUCAGCAGAGCAAACUGCAACAAGAUUAUAAUGUUGUUUACUGAUGGAGGUGAGGAGAGGGCUGAAGACGUCUUCAGCAGAUACAAUAUUGACAAAAAGGUGCGAGUGUUCACGUUCUCUGUUGGUCAACACAACUAUGACACAGGGCCAAUAAAGUGGAUGGCCUGUGCUAACAAAGGAUAUUUCUAUGAAAUCCCUUCCAUUGGAGCCAUCCGCAUAAACACGCAGGAAUAUCUAGAUGUUUUGAGUAGGCCGAUGGUCCUUGCAGAUGCUAAACAAGUGCAGUGGACCAAUGUUUACCUGGACGCUCUGGAGUUGGGCCUAGUCAUCACAGGUACACUACCUGUGUUCAACAAGACCAAAUCCAGGGUAGGAGAAUCUCAGAACCAGCAUCAGAACCAGUUGAUUUUAGGAGUGAUGGGGGUGGAUGUGUCUCUCGAUGAUAUCAAAAGAUUGACGCCCCGCUUCACAAUUGGUCCUAAUGGAUAUUAUUUCGCAAUCGACCCUAACGGUUACGUGCUGCUCCAUCCAAACCUGCAACCAAAGAACCCCAAAUUCCAGGAACCUGUUACACUGGAUUUUCUCGAUGCAGAGCUGGAAAAUGAUAUUAAAGUCCAGAUACGGACUUUGAUGAUUGACAGAGACCCUGGGGAGAAAACGAUCGAAACGCUUGUAAAAUCUCAAGAUGAGAGAUACAUUGAUCGAGGAAUCAGGACAUACACCUGGGCACCAGUUAACGGGACAGAUUACAGCCUGGCCUUGGUCUUGCCUGAAUACAGUCUGCAUUACAUCGAGGCAAACCUGGGGAACACCAUAAAACAAGCCAUGUCACAAUGGGGGAACAAGGUCUCUGAGACCAUGCAGCAGGAGAAAUUUGAGGAAUAUGGGUAUACCUUUAUUGCACCCAGGGAAUACUGCAAGGACCUAAAAGUGACAUCCAACAACACCCAGUUCCUGAUGGACUUCAAUGAGUACAUUGACAGAACAACACCAAAUGAUCCCAUGUGUAACGUUAGUCUUGUAAACCGGUUGCUGCUGGAUGCCGGUCUCACGGCGGAUCUCGUCAAAGUCUGGAAGGAGCAGAGUGUAGAUGGAGUUUUGGCCCGGUUUGUGACUACAGAUGGAGGCAUUACACGUGUGUAUCCUAAAAGUGCUGGGGAAGAAUGGGGUGAAAACUCUGAGACCUAUGACUCAAGUUUUUACAAAAGGAAUCUGGACAAUGACAUCUACAUCUUCACUGCCCCAUACAUCAACAAGAGCAGAGAGUCUGGUUAUGAGUCUGGUAUCCUUGUCAGUAAAGCAGUGGACUUGGACAUUAAUGGAGCAAAACUCAAACCUGCUGUGGUGGGAGUCAAACUCAAUGUGUCGGCCUGGAUGAACAGCUUCAUAAACGCUACCACCAAGAAAAAUUGCAAGGAUGAGAUCUGCGGGUGCCUCAGGAAUGAUAAGCAAGUGGACUGUGUGAUUCUGGAUGAUGGCGGCUUUCUGCUCAUGUCCAAUCAGGAUGAUUAUAUCACGCAGAUUGGUCAGUUCUUUGGUGAAGUGGACCCUGUUUUGAUGAUCACUCUGGUCAACUCUUCGCUGUUCUCUUUUAAUAAAACCUACGACUACCAGUCCGUCUGUGACCCAGAGAGAGAAACUAAAGCUGCUGCAGGACCCCGUUCUAUAUACGUGCCAACGAUAGCAGAUAUGCUAACUGUAGGCUGGUGGGCCUCCACUGCAGUCUGGGCAAUUUUGCAGCAGCUUCUUCUCAGUCUGACUCUCCCAAAUGUCAUGGGCACAGCAUACUCGGAGGAUGACCUCUCGGAUGCGUUCUCCAAAGAGAGCUGUAUCACCGAACAGACUCAGUAUUUCUUUGAGAACGAGAACAAAUCUUUCUCUGGAGCUAUGGACUGUGGAAACUGCUCCAGAAUGUAUCUGGCGGAGAAGCUCCCUAACACGAAUUUGGUGUUUUUAAUCUCUGAUGCAAAGAGUUCCUGUCUCUCCUGCGAUCCCAAACCACUGAGACAAGCCGAACAGCCCUCUACUGGUCCUGACCCAUGUGUGCUGGCCCAGAACCCUCGGUACAGAAAAGGACCGGACGUCUGCUUCGACAACAACAUAGACGAGGACGCGACUGACUGUGGUGGAGGCUGCAGUUUGAGUCCGUCUCUCGGGAUGAUGUUGGCUCUUCAGCUCCUUCUACUCUGGCUGCUGACUGGAACAAGAACAUAUUUGUCCUGACCAGAGCGAAUCUACAGACUAGAAAAAAACAACUACUGACUGAACUACUUACUAUACAGACCACAAAAUAACCACACUUCGACUAUACAAUCUAAGACUGUCCGUUAGUCAACCCAAAACAAUUUGACUAACGCAGAUACAGAACUACUGUAAAAUUGACACGGCUCAUCAACUCACUGCCAAAUCUUGUCCUCUCAGACCAACUAGAAACGGAAACACGGUCAGACACGAGAGACAGAUACUGUAUAUGCUCUUAUUUUAUUCUAUUUUAUUUUUUCUUGACCUCGCAACAGAAGCCACAUUAUGAUCACACAAAUGUUUCAUGCAAAAUGUUUAGUGCCACAAACAGGCUUUAAUAAUGUGUAAACAAUGUGGUCAGAGACGGCUCGAGCACCAGCCUGGAUCUGAAGCAUGAUUUAAUGGUACAUGGAAGACUGUUCAACUCUGGAGCUCAUUAUGAAUUCAGCUCGAAGUGAGCUUUGCACCAGUAGUAGGUCAGUGAUGUCACACUCAAGCCCUUUAGGCCCAUAGAGGGCUGUUUUUCUUGUUUUAUGUUCUUUGAUUUCUUUGCUAUGUGCAGUAAGGGAAAUCUCAUGAAGACAUUUGUUGGUCACAUUUCACCCCUCCCCCCAAAAAAUAAAUCUACAAAAUAAGUAUAUAAAUAAACAUGGUGUGUAUAUAUAUAUAUAUAUAUAUAUAUAUAUAUAUAUACACACAAAUACAAUUUAGCUUUACACAUUUAAGUUUAAUAAUUAAUUUAUUAAUUAUUAUUAAAAUGUAUUAAUUUUACAUUACAGUAAUGAGAAUAAGUAGCGAGAAUUUACCAUUAUGAAAAUCAUUUAUACAAAAAAAUUUCAGAUUUUUUUUAUUUUUUAUCAUGGGAUGGUACAGUAUAUGACCUGGUAAUUUCUUUGCAGUUUUUGUUAGAUUUACCCAGCAUGAUUUUUAAUUUGUGCAAAUUGUAUUGUUCUUUUUCCUAGGUCGUUUGGCUUAAUUCUUUUGUUGGCAAUUUUCUAAGAGAUCACCAGAUAGCUUUAUCUUUAAAGAUAUUUAAAAAAAACAAAAAAAAAAAAAAAACUGAAAGCAUCUGAUAUAAUCAUUGGAGAAAAAGUGUCAUGUUGAAUGUCAUGAUUCACUACGGAAAGAUUAAUUGUGCGAUCAAACCACACUUGAGCAGUGCAUCAUCUGAUGCGAAAUGCAGACCGCACUAAAAGACUGAACAGGCUCCAAUAAGGGUACCAAAUCCUUUUUUUGUUGUGUCAAAAGUCACACGCUCGCGUCCAAGGGUCCAGAGCAUGUUGAAUGUGCUUUGUUACCCUCCCCAUCCUGUCUUCUGGGCCCCCCUAUCAAACGAUUGUGUGUUUUACUGUAUGUCAUCCAGAUACUUCAUCUGUCAGAUUUUGUUCCAGCAUGACAGACAUGAUAUCACAAGCGUGUCAGAUAUUACAUCCACAUGUUGAACCACUAUGCGAAAACACAGCACAUGACAGGUUAUAAAAAUGUUAAACCCUGGAGAAAUGUGCGUUUAAGAUGGCUGAAUGUAUGUUUAUUUUAUUUAUUUAUUUAGCUUUACGAUAAAAAGUCCAUGUAUGAGAUUAGGUGAUAUCAAUCAAAACUAUUGCCAACAGGGAACAUUUCCAUGUGUUCCUUUUGAAUGUUCUGAACGAAAAAUGAAAUGCUUAUCCAUCCUUAUCCAAAGGCCAAGUAUCCAGGAAUAAAAUAACACGCUUAUCUCUUCGUUUCAGAGGUGUUUUAACAUUUUUGACGUCUAUUUUUAAAAUAUAAACAUACACUCAGUGUUUGCAUGAGUAUGGAGCUUAAAUAGAUUUUUUUUUUAUUUCUUUGUUCUAGCCUUUAUGAUGAGGAGGCUGUUAAAGUGACGUAAUUCUACAGUGAUAAUAUUAAGUGCAACUGAAUUUAAAGGCGGAAGGUUUAAUGUUGUGGUGAUUUCCAAAUGAGAAUGAAAUAUUAUAAAACGCACGAGAUAGAUCUUAAUAAAGUGUGUGUUUAGUUUACUGGAUGUUCGCGAAAUAUCGCUCGCACCUGUGAGUCCACGUCAGACUUUUUCCUUCGGAAUGAGAUUAAUUUUUCUUUCUGUCUUCACUGAUGUAGCAUUGAGUUACAGACCGAAAUAUGCAGUGCAUUUAUGAAUCAUUACAGACGUUUUGGACCCCUCGGAGGGUUUCCGUGGUCUGGAUUUCUCAUCUCAGGCCUGAGGUGGAGGCCAUAGGAUGUAACAUUUAAAUACCUCACCAAACGACGUUGCGAGAUGUGAUUUGAUCCAAGAGAGCUAUAGUAACUCCCCUCUUUACAAACUAAACCAUGUUUAAAACGCCAGUGAAAUAUACACAAACCCCGCAGAGGCCGUUUGAACGCAAAUUGAUCCCAUGCCAUGGCCGAUGAAGAACGUCCGCAAAACAUGAGACAGGUUAAUGACAUGAUUAUGUUAAAACUAAAAACUCAAAAUCUGGCAGUGCCUACAUGGUUAGUCAAGAAGAGCGAAUUACUUAAAAGUAGCAUUCAGCUGGGAAUUUUAUUGGCUUGCUGCAAAAAAAAAAGUGUUUUCAUAUGUUCUCCAUCAUGGUGGAGUUCAAGAAGCUGAUUUUUUAAACUUUUAAUAUUACAAAAAACAAAAAAAAAAGAAAAUUGCUUCACUCUUAAAAAUAAAGGUUCCAAAACGUAGAACCAUCAUUCUUCGUUCACCAAAGAAUCAGAAUCAGAAACAGUUUUUUUUUUUUUUUUCUUGGAGUGAAGAACUAAAAAAAUCUAAGUGAAAAAAAUCUAAAAAACCUUUUUUCCACUAUAAAGAACCUUACAUGAAAUGGAAAAGGUUCCAUGAAUGUAAAAGGUUCUUCAUGGAACCAUUGAUGCCAAUAACCUUUAUUUUUUAGACUGUUUUGUGGAUCCAUUAUAAAAAAAAAAAGUAGUGGAAACCAGACACUCCAAAGUCCAAAUGAAAAUCUGUUUUAAUAAAAAAAA